This is a messenger RNA of Miscanthus lutarioriparius, 318 nucleotides long. Lineage: Eukaryota; Viridiplantae; Streptophyta; Magnoliopsida; Poales; Poaceae. The record is from the annotation of a GenBank genome assembly.
AUGCAGGUAGCAGCCCGGCUGGGGAUAACGCGGGUAUGUGUGGAGACUGAUGCAACACUAGUCAAGGUGGCACUGAUGGAGAACUCCUACCGACUUUCUGCAGUCGGUGGAAUCAUCACGGAGAUGAAGCACCUGAUGAACAGUGAGUUCGUCUCAUGUAAAAUUAGUGUGUGCAAACGUGAUUGUAAUAAGGUAGCUCAAAAUUUAGCUGCUUUCGGUUGUACUUUUCCCAAUGGACAGAUGAACACUUGGGAUGAUGUACCUCAAGCGAUUGAGGUUUUGGUGAUCAGCGAUUUAGCUGGAUCAGAUGAUGAGUAA